Messenger RNA from Dinoponera quadriceps, 5808 nucleotides. RefSeq lists its product as uncharacterized. Bases 838 to 5121 code for a protein of 1427 amino acids. NCBI's taxonomy places the organism in Eukaryota, Metazoa, Arthropoda, Insecta, Hymenoptera, Formicidae. The transcript has 8 exons. The record is from RefSeq and is a predicted model, not a curated record.
UCGGCGGAGAACGAACGGAACGAGCGGCGAGUGCGUGGCGGCGCGUCCGAUCCAGACGCGCGAGAAAAAAUUCUCGAUUCGCGCGAAAUACGUCGAGAAAGUAAUCGGGGUAUUGCUUUCAACGACGACGAGGUGUCGGUUGGAUCGCGAAAAGGUCAAACGAGAGAGCGGUUUCGAAAGAUCUCGCGAUACCGAGUGAUUCCCGAAUAUAUCCGGCAGUGCGAAAAAAUUUCGAAGUUGGUUUGUUGGUUUUGCUUCGUUUCUCGAGUGUCUCGGUUUUGGGUGUUUCGCCGAUAUCGGAAAAGUGUCGGGCACAGCGCUGAAUCGGAGCGAGGAAGAAACGGGCGAGGAUCGUCGAUAAUCGGUGAAGUUGGUCGACCCUUCCGUGUAUCGUUUCCAUGGAUUUGCGGUCCAGGCAGUGACAGUGACAGUUAUCAAACGUGAAAGUGUUUUACUUCGGAAAAGAUACAACAUAAUCUCUCUAAUAAAAAAAGAGAGGCUCCCGUAAAGGAUCUCACUCCUCUCGCCGCUCUCGGUUCUAUUCGGAGAAUAGAAUACCUGACGAGCCGUACCCUUAGAGAGCAUACCAGAUAUCUAAACGAUCGGAAUGCUACUGUGUCAGUGAAGGUUGGUGAUCGAGUGCUCUCGUAAGAAAGGGGAAGGGUUGGAAAGCGAAAGUUAAAAACUAGAACAAGUUCAGGUUCGAGUUUGCAAUUGAAAGGGGGUAGCGAAAAGAUUAAACACCGGAACGGAGAGGGUACGAUCCGGGCGAGCGAAACGGUGCGGUCUGUGUGUGCCGGUCGUGUGGCAUGAACGGUCGGAAUUAAAAAGGGGAAGAUGCUGACAAUACAGCGCUCGGACUCGUUGAGAAGGGGAGAAGGCUGCAACCCUUCCAGCACGCAUUUGCUAGACCCCGUCAUAUCCGGGGCUUCCGUCACCGUGUGGAAGCCCGCCGAAAGAAGCGUCUCCUUCAAUCGAGACGUCCACGUGAAGAGGAUCGGACACGGUGCUCCAUGUAUAACGGCAACAUAUAACACGCAACAACCCAGCAAAUUAAGCAGCCUGCCGGGGCGUCAUAAGAAGCGGCCGGAAUUGCCGCUCGAUGUAAAGCUCGGCGGCGGCGAGGAGACCGACGUAGCGGCAAAUCUCGGAACGUCAGUGACUAAAAAGAAACCUUUGCAAAGGAGCGCCAGCGAUGGGAGCUCAAAGAAAUUAAAGAAGGGCUCGCUCGCGCGACUUUUUUCGCCAAAAUCAGAGAAGCGGCGCAAACCGGUGAACCGUAGCGCGAGUGACGCCGGCCCCUGCAUGCAAGCGCGCUUGCAGCGCAAACGAAGCGGCAGCGAGAGUGACGCUUCCCACCUGAGCUCCACUUGCGCGAAGAAACCUCUAUCACCGAUUAUCGAGGCGUCCCCGCAGACCGAUCAACAACAACCGUUUCAUUUCAACGUCGCGGACAAUAAUCGUCCACGGACUAAGAAAUCGAAACAAAAGCAGGAGGAGAAGGUGAAUCCGACCGAUGUCGACGCGGUGACAUCGGACGUUGUCGCAACGGAGGCGACUGAGAAAAUUCGCACCGUUGACGAGCUAGCUGGCAGAUCGUCAGUCGAGGAAGAAGAAAGCGAGGUGGUGAAACAUCGUAUAUUCAUCGAGGACGGAGUAUUUUUCGAGGUCGAGGAGAAUCACGAGAAGGAAGAGGAGGGGAAAGAGCAGGAAACGGUCGGCGCUCCUCCACCGGCGGAAGAGUCCGCGAAACGCGGAAACGACGAAGCGGACGGCGAGAAUAGCAUGCUGCGUAACAGCCGAUGUGAACAAUCCACCAUUCGCAAAAUGAUCCAUCGGCUUUCCGACGAUCGAUCGCCGCCGCCGCAGCUGACGAGGACCAUGGUAUCGCCGUCGCCAGCAUUUACUCACAAUAGCAAUCGGCCAUUCUCUUACACCAGGCCGAACGACUCGAACAGCCAGACGCCGGUGCAGACGACUAUUAUUUAUGCACAGAUACAACAAGAUAAGAAAAAAUCGCAAAGAAGCUACUCCGACAGCGACGAAGGCCUCGGCCUCGACAGGAAGGAGUCGUCGCGCGAGAACAGUCCAGCCGAGAAAGAGUACCGUAGAACUGACUAUUCAUACAACAGUGACUUGCGCCGUAACAAGAUCAAUAGCUGCAAGUCGAGGUACGUGGAAGAACGUCGCGAGGAUGAGCUAUUCGGCAAGCAGAAGGACUCGAGCAACGAGGCGAGGAAGCAUGACGAUUUCGAGGAAAUUGAUAAACAGCUGUACGACAAGCCCGAGAAGCACAGCUCAACCGUGGACACUUCCGGGCGCGGUCGGGCCGACGGCAUGGACGCUCGUCGGCGGGACAGCGGGGAGAGACCGGGCGAAACCGGAAUUUCAAAUAAGACGUCCGAGCUGAGCGCCCGGCGCGAUCUGCUGGAGUCCAGGAUCAAAUCCAGACUGCUGGCCGAUGAGAUGUUCGCCGCCAAGAGCAACUCGGCGAACGUACUGGGGAAGAAGUCCGGGCACGAGAUCAUCGACAAGCCGAUCGUGCCGUCGCCGGUCACGCCGAGCCGGGUCGCGUCGCCGAAGCGAUACACGGACACGUACAUCACGGAGACGCGCAUCAACAGCAACGGCGAGAGAUCUGUCUUCGAGAAGAAAAUACGUGAUAAUAAUGGUAAAGUUUAUGGAUAUGAGAAGAAAAUAACGAAUGUCCCGACAAACGGCUCCCUUCAGACUUCAAAGCCGCGCAGCGGCUAUACCGUACAAACGAAAACGAAUAAAUACGGCGAUAAAUACAUCAUAGAAACGCAGAGACACGAAGGAUGCGUGGACGAUCUCAAGCCGGUGUUCAGCGACCGAAACAGGCAGGAGGACCGGUUCCUCGUCCCGAGGGACCCUAGAAAUUCUUACAAGUCCUCGCAAUAUCUACACGAAGAGAGCAAUCAGCGCGGCGACUACGAUGAGCUCUCGUCGCCGAUCAUCGCGAAGAAAUUGAACGAACGGAAAUUUUCCAAGAGCGAGAACUUUCUGGACCGCGAGAGCCAACCGUUCGACCGGCAGGCGUAUUAUUAUACGAAACCGAGGAAAAAUUACGAAUCGAUCCGCGGCAUGAGCAAGUCGACGCAACGGCUCGACGAGGUCGGCGAGAACAACGAGCCCUGGGGUCGCGCGUUUAGAAACAAGUAUACUACAAGAUCGCACGAGAACUUGAGCAGCAUACACGGAGAAUACGUGAACGCGCGCGACAUGAGGCGUCGUUCGUUCUUGAACAGCCCGGGCAGAGAGAAAGCGUCGUACACGAUGCGUCAUUUGGAUUGUUUGCGCGAGGGCUCGAAUGAUGAAUACGACACUGACAUCUCGCAUGCUACGAACAAUCAAUUGGAAACAAAAUAUCACAAAGAGACGCGCACGAUGCACAGGUACAGUAGUAAAAAAUAUGACGAUUACGACAGCUCGCCGCCGCGAAUACGGCCCGACCGCGGCGGCGGUUACAGUUCGAGCCGAUAUGACUCCGAUACCACCACGCGGGAUUCGACGCAAUAUGAAAAUCGAUAUAAUGAGAUUUCCCACGCGUACUUGCACAAAGAACACGACAGGAAGAACGAGGAAGACACGAAGAAGAAACGGUCGCGUAAUCGAUUGAAUUAUUUGGACGACUCGAACGUUUCGCGCGGUGAUGUAUCUCCGGGCCAAAUGGAGACCUUCCAAGUUCCGAUACGACCACCUCGAGCUUAUCAUCACGACAAGUCCCAACACGGCAGGCAGGAGAUGCGAGGCCACAUCGAGCGCCGUUAUCGGGAGAACCGAUUCACCGAUCCCGACCGAAAGGAUCGGCUGGCUGAUUCUGGAAUUGAGAAUGACUUUCGCCGAGAUUCCCAGGACGUCGAUAAGCGCGAACCAUUUGAAUCCGAAGACGAGAGCCUGAUCAGCCGGCAAUUUAUCAAAUAUGAAAAACGACAUACCGAUUAUACGAUGAAUCUCACGCCUUCGGAAUAUCAAAAAUAUGAGAAAUAUUCAAAUGACUCGGACAAGCAGCCUCUAACAGCGAAGCCGCCUUCCGGCACGGAUAAAAAAUAUGAGAAGACCGCGAAGAAGAGUGGUACGAUGAAUAAAAUGAAGCAAUUUUUCAGCAAGAAAGAGAAAAAGUCGAAGGAAGAUAAAAGCAAGAAGAACACGAGGAACAGCGGCGUCGAUGACGAGGUAACGACGAGGUAUCGGGAGUAUCGCGGCGAUCAGCUCAGGGGGACGAAGACCUCGAGAGAUUUGGUCGACUUCAAUCCGCUGGUGGAUAAAAAGCCGAGAAUACCCGAGAGCGAGAUCCUGACGACCGGCACUGAGGAUGAGGAAGCUUCCUCCGCGCCCGAACGAGUUUCCGUGCAAAAGAAUCUCCGCUUCUUCGGUGAUACAGAUCAGGAGUCCGUCUCGUCCAACAGAGAACGCCGAUACCAGAGACCAGUACCAGAGACCAGGAGCAAAUCCGCCGACAAUCAUGCGUCUUCGAGGCGUGAUGCCACGGGUCGGCAUGAUUUGAGUAUUACGUCAAUGAGGAAAUCCUCAAGGCUCGCCGAGAGCGCAUUGUCCUCGGGCGAGAGCACGACGGGCGACAGUAGUCAGCGGAGCCAAAAUUCACAAAGAUCACUGCGAUCUGUUGUAUAUCUCCACGCUGCUACAGUCGGAGAAAUACCGGGUCCGAACGAACAACGCAGGGCGGCGAGUCGCGAAGAGUUUUCUCGACCGUUGCAACCACACACGAGAACAGUGUCGAGAAGCGUGAGCGUCCUUGCGCCGUGGAAGCCACGACACUAUAGAGAACCAUUCGAAAUCAACUACGAUCAGCAGCAGCAGUACACGAAAUCGACCACGAGACGCAGACAACGGAGUCACGAGACCCUCAAUCGCCGAGGAAAGGAAGCUCGGCGUAAUAAGGACAAAGACGUCUCAAAAACAGGUACCAUGAGCCGUAAACCGGAGGAGAAGAAUAAAAGUCUAUCGACCAACUCACUCAUUACAACGCCACACGCCACCAAGGCCUCCAAGCAGCUUAAUAAAUCCACAUCUUUACCGCGCAAUACGAAUAAAGGCGCAGGAUGGUUAAAUAUAAAAAGUAAAAUAUCCCGCGCCUAAAUUAGGCGGCCAUUUAUGCUAGUCUUUUAAGGGGGUUUUCUGGUUUUGAGAGGCGAAUUCAGGCAUAUUUUUAGGAAUUUUUUUAUGCAUAAAAAUUAAGACUCCCUUUAUGUUCCUGGAAUAGCUGAUUAAAGUCGCUACAUAAUGCACAAUUUAAUGUAUACUCAUAUAUAAUCUUUUUGUCCUUCAACCUUACGCCAUCUUGAGAUACUAAACAUCAAGCAUAUAAGGCUAGGUCUACAAUAGUGUUUUAAGCUUUAGUGUUUUAAGUCUUAAGAAAUUGACAAAUCACAAUAGAUUAUUCUUUUAUAAUUCGAUUGUGAUUGGUCUUUUAGUCCUAGCUUACAAUAAUGUCAAAAAUAAAUACAUAAAUUUAAUACAUUUAUUUAAUACAUAAAGUCAAAAAUAAAUAUAUAAAUAGAUGUUUUAAGCCUUAAACCUUAAGAAAUACUCGAGGUUUAAGGCUUAAAACGUCUAUUUAUGUAUUUAUUUUUGACAUUAGUAGCCUUAUGUGUCUUGAUGUUUAGUAUAUCAAGAUGGCAUAAAGUUGAAGGACAGAAAGAUUAUAUAUGAGUACACAUUAAAUUGCGCGUUAUGUAGCGACUUUAAUCAGCUAUUCCAGGAACAUAAAGGGAUUCUCUUUAUGUUCCUGGAAUAGCUGAUUUAAGUCGCUGUAUAACGCACAAU